AUGGAAGUUGCCCGCUGCUCUAUUUUUCAUUGCGUUGCAACUCUCUCGUUAAUACUACUUGUCUUAAAUCUUCUAUCUAUCUGCAUCUAUUGUAUUCCAAUCAUCAGUGUUCGACAUCUCCGUACAACGAAUAAUCUAAUAACAGUGAACGUCUGCUUGACAAUGACCUUAUGUAUCCUCUAUUGGGCAGGUUAUUUUUCAUACGAACUCUUUUUUAAGUGCAAUUCAAACUAUAAAUGGACUGUCUCUAUCACCUACAUUCGAACGACUGUUAAUUGCCAGGCAGCCUUUUCCUUAUGUGUCCUAUCGAUUUAUCGGUUUUGUACAAUUGUUUACGGACAUAAACGUUGGUUCAAUAAACGUCGAUCGAUGAUUCUAUCUGUCAUUUCUCAGUGGAUCAUGUGUUUUCUCUUACCAGUACCGAUUUUGUACCUAAAAGUCAAACCAUCUUCCCAAUCAAUAUUUCCCAAAUGGAUCUGGAUUUAUAAUUUAUGCUUGAUUGUCAUUCUCCCGACAACAUUCGUGGCUAUUCUUGAUGGACUUAUUUUCUCCCAUGCUCAUCGUUCAUCAAACCGAGUACAAUCCAAUAUUCUCACAUGUCAUUCUCGACUGAAGAAACGAAAUAAUCACUUGUUGAAACGUAUGUUCUUCAUGUUAAUUGUUUCAAUUAGUGGAUGGGCACCGAUUUAUAUCGUCGCUUAUUUAGCAUCUAUUGAUAUUUUAACUUUGCCUUUAGUCUAUGAAGUUCUCUAUCUGCUUUCGAUUUUGAGUAUUUCGAUUGUGAUUGGAAGUCUCUAUCUCUAUAAUCACUCGUUACGUCGCUUUUUGAAACAUCGAUAUAGAAUUUCGUUUUAG
Adineta ricciae is the source of this 855-nucleotide messenger RNA. Lineage: Eukaryota; Metazoa; Rotifera; Eurotatoria; Adinetida; Adinetidae. The record is from the annotation of a GenBank genome assembly.